CUUACCAACUCCAACAAGUAGUGUAGGAAGGAAAACCAGAGAGGGAGGAGAGAGUUGAAGGCUCUGCAACUGCUACAAUGUUGAAGACGAAGAUGGUGUUCUUCUUUCAUCUUCUAUUUCUCCUUUCUUUUGGUGUUUCUGGUGAAAGGCAAGACUCCAUUGUUUCUGUAAAAUCUGGAGAUCUCAGUGAGGUUGCAAGCAGCAUUUUAAAGGCAGAAACUUGGCUCAAAACCCACGUCCUUGCUCACUACCCUUCCGCCCCCAUCACCGCCAUUGUCGUCGGCGGCGUUGGCGGCGUCCCUCUUCUUCUCUGCCGGAAAGAGCAAGAACACACUCUCACUCUCAUCCUCCCGGCCGUCAAGAACUUGCACCACUCCCUCACACGGUGGGGCCUCCAGGAACACAUCAAACUCUCACCCGCCUUCGCUCCUUCUUGUUUCGUCAGAAGCUCCUAUAUCUUUGGGAAAUUUGUGAGGCCUGUCCUAGAUUUUCUCAAGGGAGCAUCUCAAACUGUCUCUCCAACGUUGGUGUCUUCUCACUCCGAAAGCCUUGAGGACUUUAUCGGCGUUAGCUUUAACUUUGACGAUUAUACUGUCGUUCUUGACAACCCCGGAGAGAGAAAACCCAGCGGCAGAAAGCUCUCUGCGGACCCCUUUCCAGCGAGACCGAAGCCAUUGCCUAAAAUUUCAGAAACCCCACUUCACUCCACUGUUGGUCUCUCUGUUCCCGCCAAUGUGGCUAAAAAUCCUCAUCCUCCAUUGCCCCAAACUGCCUCUCCGCCGCUCCAAGUUCCUUCGCCACAACCCCAAAGUGCCGUCUCUCCGCCACCACUCCUGCCUUCCCCAGAGGCACAAACAGCCUCUCCACCACCACCCCAGAUAGCUUCUCCACCAGAUACGGGGUUCUCCUCAGCCCCAGAAAACCCUCCUUUUGUUGAUGAUUCCCCUCCGCCGUCCCCUGCCACAAUUCCACCCUGCAGGCCGACACACGUGCCACCUCCUGCCCCAGCCCCUCAGACUGCAGUGCACAACAAGCUGUGGUGUGUGGCCAAGCCCACUGUUCCUUCAGACACUCUGCAGGUGGCAAUGGACUACGCCUGCGGAGACGGCGGUGCUGACUGCUCGGAGAUCAUGUCGGAUGGCAACUGCUACAGCCCUGAUUCUGUUGUGGCACAUGCUUCCUACGCCUUCAACAGCUACUGGCAGAAGAACAAGAAGACCGGAGGGACUUGCAGCUUCGAUGGCACUGCAAUGUUGAUUAACAAUGAUCCAAGUUAUCUUCAGUGUCGAUUCAUUCUCACCUGAAUGCAGUCGGAGCGGAAACUGAGACCGGUGGCUCUUCUUCUACGAUGGGAAAUCAGAUUCUGAGGUGAUCUUGUAGUUUUUCAGCCAUUAGUUUAUGUUACUAGUUUAGUUCCAAGUAAUAUCUGGUUUCUUUUGAUAUGUAAUCCUGCUCCUCUUGCUAUAACCAGAGAGAUUCAGCUUACA
This is a messenger RNA of Malus domestica (apple), 1487 nucleotides long. RefSeq names its product glucan endo-1,3-beta-glucosidase 12. NCBI's taxonomy places the organism in Eukaryota, Viridiplantae, Streptophyta, Magnoliopsida, Rosales, Rosaceae. The record is from RefSeq and is a predicted model, not a curated record.